Molecule: messenger RNA, 1491 nt
Organism: Gadus chalcogrammus (walleye pollock)
Lineage: Eukaryota; Metazoa; Chordata; Actinopteri; Gadiformes; Gadidae
Gene: stmn4l
Product: stathmin-like 4, like
Exons: 7
Coding region: 140-673 (177 amino acids)
Biological process (GO): neuron projection development; microtubule depolymerization; regulation of microtubule polymerization or depolymerization
Cellular component (GO): cytoplasm; neuron projection
Molecular function (GO): tubulin binding
Source: RefSeq, a predicted model, not a curated record
CCGCUCUGGUCAAGAAGGGAGAGACAAAGAGAGGUGGAAAUAUUACAAGCACAUCACCAUCACCAGCAUCCAACCCUGCAGGGACCAGAGACCAGCGAAUCUCACCAACGUGUCUUGGAAAGAAAACAGGGAAGACAACAUGACUCUAGCAGCAUACAAAGAGAAGAUGCGGGAGCUCCCCCUGGUGUCGCUCUUCUGCUCCUGCAUCCUCCCGCAAGCCAAAGAAAAGCCCUCAGAGAAGAAAGCAGGGGUAGUGGACCUGAACCUCUGCAUCAUCAGGGAUAUGGAGGUCAUCGAGCUGAACAAGAGGGCGUCGGGCCAGGCCUUCGAGGUCAUCCUGAAGCCGCCGUCGUUCGACGGAGGACCGGAGUUGCGAGCCACCACCCCCCCUCGCAGAGAGCCCUCCCUGGAGGAGAUCCAGAAGAAACUGGACGCAGCGCAGGAGCGGAGAAAAUGCCAAGAGGCGGAACUUCUCAAACACCUCGCCGAGAAACGGGAGCACGAACGGGAGGUGGCGCAGAAAGCAGUGGAGGAACAGAACAACUUCAUCAGGCUGGCCAAGGAGAAGCUGGAGCACCGCAUGGAGCUCAACAAAGAGAAGAGGCAGGCACACCUCGCCGCCAUGCUGGAGCGCCUGCAGGAGAAGGACAAGCACUGUGUGGAGGUUUCAUGACGGCCUGAUCACAACACAAGCUGAACUUAUUUUGGAAGCCAUUUUGGAGGCUAAUCCCCUCAGGAGUGACGGCUAGACUAGCCAGGAGCAAAGUCCUUGUCUAAGACUGUCCCAUUGCGAAGAACCUUUGGAAAACCGAAGAGGAGGGGGAGGUGACAUCGCCGAUGCAAGAGGAAUGUGCCUGACUACACGCCUGUAGAAUCAAUACUCUUUCACAAGAGACUCUGAAGAAAGGUGAAUGCUAAGGAGGCACCAAGGAGAAUUGUUUGCUACUUAGCUACAUCAUCAAUCCACUCAGAGAGAGCUGUCACUGCCGACAGUGCCCACGUUGUUCUGCUGUGCGUGUGUUUGUCUUUCAUUUUGCUUGUCAAAGUAGGAUGUCAAGACACUGCAGUUGUGUGUGGUUUCUUUAUGGAGACAUUUGUAAGUGUGUGUGUGUGUGUGUGUGUGUGUGUGUGUGUGUGUGUGUGUAAGAGUGUGUUUGUGUGUGUUUUUGUGUGUGCAUUUACAUCUAUAUGCAUAGGUGUGGCCCUGCGCUCAUGUUUUUUCCAUGCAUGAGAGUGGACUUGUGCAUACCUCACCAAAGCCAACAUCCCCGACAGCAAUGCGCUUUGAGUUCCUACGCACAGGCUGGAUUCUACAUGCCCAUUACAUGUGGUUGCCUAAGUUAUAAAUGUUCCUUUAGAGGUUAACUGUCAAGCUGAACUGAAUGGCAGCCAGGGUAUGGUGAUGAUGAUGAUAAUGAUUGCAAUGAAGAUUAUGAUGAUGAUAAAAAUGUACAGAAAUUGCAUUAUAUUUUCAAUUUCAACCCGGAAUUA